AUGUUAGGUGAUAUCGGAAGAAUUCCGAUUAUAUCUUUAAGUGGUUGCAAGAGUCUUUCGGACAUUUUAUCUGAACUCCCUUUGCCCCAACCUCUACCGAAAACCGUUAGUGGUCCUGAGCUAAUUGAUGACCCCCAGGCUUAUCAAGAGGCCCAGACGCUUCUUCAAUCGCAUAAUGAUUUCCUUGUCGAGUCUAUUUCAUCCGCUCUGGCUUCUACUACAACGGAUGGAAUUGUCCUUAAAAAUGAUCAACCCCACGCUCCAAUUGAUUUCCACACUCUUCCUCCGGUUCUGAAGGAUGCCAUCACAAAGAUACCCAACAUUCUUGAAGAGAAUCGCAGCUUUAAAUUGGGUAAAUCAACUAAGAUGGCCUCUCCAACGAAACCUAUUCCAUCUUCAACUACCCGUCAUCAACCAUCAACCGCUGGACCUAUAGUUGCUCCUGUUAAACUGAACUUGAAACAACCUCAAUCUCCUGUUAGAGAAGUUGAUGGAAGUGGGGAUGGAAGUAUCUACUCUGUGACAACUGUUGAGCCGCUCAAAUUAUCGAUCAAACGGUCUUGUAUCCUCCCUACUACACAGGAAUCCUCUAAAAAGUCAAGAGUGAGACGCCGAUCUAGGAACUCAACUAAUACUUCAAGUUCUCUUUCGAAUCCAUUGAUUUCUAGUAGUCAAAGUACUUGGGUAAGUCUGUGUUAUCCUAUUUCGAUCUUCCAUUGA
Molecule: messenger RNA, 720 nt
Organism: Rodentolepis nana
Lineage: Eukaryota; Metazoa; Platyhelminthes; Cestoda; Cyclophyllidea; Hymenolepididae
Source: the annotation of a GenBank genome assembly